Molecule: messenger RNA, 2076 nt
Organism: Hevea brasiliensis (rubber tree)
Lineage: Eukaryota; Viridiplantae; Streptophyta; Magnoliopsida; Malpighiales; Euphorbiaceae
Product: MDIS1-interacting receptor like kinase 2
Exons: 2
Coding region: 332-1975 (547 amino acids)
Biological process (GO): protein phosphorylation
Molecular function (GO): protein kinase activity; ATP binding; protein binding
Source: RefSeq, a predicted model, not a curated record
UGAAAACAGUAUCAGAGGUUCCAUUCCCAAGAGUUUGAAGAACUGCACUAGUUUGGUCAGGGUAAGGCUGGAAUGGAAUCAACUUGAAGGAAACAUAUCAGAAGAUUUUGGCGUAUAUCCGCAGUUAAAUUAAAUUGACCUCAGUUACAAUAAAUUGUAUGGUGGGCUAUCACAAAAUUGGGGGCACUGCCAAAAUUUAACAGUCUUGAAAAUUUCUAGCAAUAGAAUUUCCGGUAGCAUACCACCUGGGAUUUCCGAAGCAACUCAAUUGCAGGUGCUUGACCUCUCCUCCAAUGAACUGGUAGGAGAGAUCCCGAAAGAACUGGGAAAGAUGCCAUUACUGGUUCUCAAGAUGAGUAACAAUAUGCUUUCAAGCAAUAUUCCUAAAGAACUUGGAAUGCUAUCAGAUCUAGAGCAGCUUAACCUGGCAGCAAAUCGUCUGGGCGGAUCUAUUCCUGAACAACUAGAGAAGUGUUCCAGGCUGCUUUUCUUGAAUUUAAGUAGGAAUACACUGGGCAAUAGCAUUCCCUUCCAGAUUGGCAAUUUACGCACUCUCCAAAGUCUUGACCUAAGCUACAAUAUGCUUAGAGGAGAAUUGCCGUAUAAGCUUGGGUUCCUUCGCAGCUUAGAAAUUUUCAACAUCUCCCAUAAUGAACUUUCAGGCUCCAUCCCGUCAAGCUUUAGUGAGAUGGUUAGCUUGACAUCUAUUGAAAUAUCCAACAAUCAAUUGGAGGGUCCUCUCCCCAAUAAUCCAGCAUUCAGCAAGGCAUCAGCAGAAAUGCUCGAGAACAAUCAAGAUUUGUGUGGCAACAACAAGGCUUUAGAGGCCUGCACCAUGACAUCUAGAAGGAAGCACAGCAAGAAGAUAGUGUUCUUAAUCAUGCCACCUGUUUUCGGCAUUGUAAUUCUACAAUUUGCCACGCUUGGAAUACUUGUUCAUCGCAGAAAGAAGAAGAACAAAGAUAAGCCAAUAGAAGUACUCAACGAAAAUUUCACAACAAUACUGAACUAUGACGGAAAGAUGGUACAUGAAAGCAUCGUUGAGGCAACCGAGGAGUUCGACUCCAAGUAUUGCAUUGGCGUUGGAGGAAGUGCGAGUGUUUAUAAAGCUGAGCUGCCAACAGGUCAAGUUGUUGCGGUCAAGAAACUUCACCAACCUGAAGAAGGCGGGAUCAAUCUCAAAGCUUUCACAAGUGAGAUUACGGCUUUGGCUGAAGUGCGACACAGAAAUAUUGUGGGGUUCUUUGGGUAUUGUUUGCACCCAAGGCACUCAUUUUUGGUGUACGAGUUCUUGGAACGAGGGAGCUUGGCUAAAGUACUAAGAAAUGAGGCAUCAGCCGUAGAUUUAGAUUGGAUUAAGAGAAUAACUAUCAUAAAGGGUGUGGCAGAUGCUCUAUGUUACAUGCACCACGAAUGCUUUCCUCCUAUAAUCCAUCGAGACAUAUCAAGCAAUAGUGUUUUGUUGGAUGCGGACCACACGGCUCAUGUGUCUGACUUCGGUACAGCUAGAAUUUUGAAGCCUACCUCUUCCAAAUGGACUUCAUUUGGAGGCACAUUUGGGUACGCAGCUCCAGAGCUUGCCUACAUGAUGGAAGCAAAUGAGAAAUGUGAUGUUUACAGCUUUGGAGUAGUAACAUUGGAAGUGAUCAUGGGAAGGCAUCCAGGAGAUCUCAUCUCGUCCUUGUCAAUAUCAAGGGCCCAUCAAAUUCUAUUCAAGGAUGUAGUGGACCAACGCAUUCUUCCUCCUCAUGGUCAAGCAGCGGAGGAAUUGGUUAACGUUGCAAAGCUAGUAUUUGCUUGCCUUGAUGCCAGUCCACGCUCUCGGCCAACCAUGGAACAAGUUUCUCACAAGAUAGCAAUUCGAAAGCCCAACCAUACAACAAGUCUCUCACAAGAUGUCCAUUCGAAAGCAACAUUUGCCAAGGCAUUUGACACUGUAAAAUUAGCAGACCUGUUUGAUUGUUUGCGUCCUUAAUUUCUAGUCUUCGUAAUCUAGCCAUUUGCUUUUGGAUGUAUCCAGUAUUUCCUACUAGAUAUAUAGGAUGUAGGAGUCCAUGAAAAUCAAUAAAACUAAUC